This is a messenger RNA of Funneliformis caledonium, 414 nucleotides long. NCBI's taxonomy places the organism in Eukaryota, Fungi, Glomeromycota, Glomeromycetes, Glomerales, Glomeraceae. The record is from the annotation of a GenBank genome assembly.
AUGGUAUUUUAUUUCGUUCUAGGAGAAGCUCCUGCUACAGAGAACCAUUUUGUGGUCGAUAUUACCGAUAAAAUCAAAACUAUUUCGCAUCUCCAACAAGCUAUUAAGGACGUGAAGCAACCUCACUUGGACGAUUUCUCUCUGAAUGAUCUUAAAUUGUGGAAAGUCUAUAUUCCUAUUAUUGCAGAAGAAUGGGCAGUCGUUGAUAUUCGAAACAGUAAAAUGGGACCCCCAGAUCAAUAUGGUAAAGAUGAUAUUUAUGCUCUUUGUGAUGAAAAUUUCGAAUCUAUUCAUUUAAUCUAUCCUGAUAGAACUGAACAAGUUGUUAAAUUUCUUGGUGAAGAAUGUAUUGAAAACUCACUUGGAAUUGAUAUCUCUGAAUUUUUAAGUUAUGAGGGAAUGGAAAUUGAUUAA